CUGGUGGGCUGGUAUUCACUCUCUCCGUUCUUUCAAGGGGCCAGUCACAAAUCAGUCACGUGCGUGACGCGACACACAGUAACGUUACCGUCAAGACUUACACUGUGACGUGACAAUUUACCGUCACGCCUCAUACUUUACGGUAAUCCGGUACAUGAGAUUCGCUGCCCUGCGUCUCUCGUUCGCCGAUAAUCACCGUAUCCCUUCCAUCUCUCGUCAACCACCAACAGAAAACAUACCAACUGGGAGCCGGAAGGGUAAAGAGGUCAAGCAGAAGGCAGUUCAGAUGGCAUCUGAGGAGAAGACAGUUCCGGUGAAAUCUGCCGAGGAGGACUUGAAACUAGGCAAUUGUAAGCUCGCCUUGCGAUGGGACAAAGCCAUGAACGAAUUGUCUAUCUUCAGCAUCAACUUAAUGACGUUCCGCGAGAUCUUAACCCACAACCGCAGCUUCCAGGCGGCACGCGACGUCGCAGUCCGCGUGAAUGGUAAGAUGUACCAUGUCGAUCGUCUGACGGACUUUGAAGAUUUGUGCAAACUUCCCUCAAUGCUGGUUACGAUGAUGUUCGAAAAGACAGACGAGGUCAUCCUACAUAACGAGGAGCCCAAGCUUCGCACCGCGCUCACAGUAAUAGGCGCACACACCAAGUACUUCCGCGAGUCGAAGGACUCUCCCGCUAUCAAUAUGAUCUCGAAUGAACGUCGGGCGACCAUCAACGCGGCUGGAUUUGUUCGGAUGACGCUUCGCAAGUCUCUAUCUGCGGAGCCACGGCGGUUCCUCGUUCGCACAGAGGACACGCAAAAUAGGCUUCUUACGGAAACAAUUCAACGGCUCCUUCCUGAAUGUUUCGAGUCUUCUCCAAAUUUGAAGAAACCAACUUCAUUGUCCGAUGGGAUGGUGCAUCUUUGGGACGUAGUCAUGGACUCCGCCAUCAACAUGGAGAGUUUCCCCGGCCGCUCCGCCCCAAUUGAGUCUCCGUUCAACGCCCCUUAUAAUGCCUGCGACUUCAUCAUCCGUUUGGACAUCGCCGACGGGAUUUCCCGCCCCAAGAACCGCUGCCUCUUCAUGCGCAUCUAUGGCUAUGAUAAGCAAGUGGACCUACUCGGGCUUCUCAAUGAAUACGUUAAUCCAUUUCUUGGGUUGAUUCUUGUGCCGUUGGGGGCGAGAAAUCCUAAGAAACCCGAGCCCUUUUUCAAAACGACCUUCACGGUUUGGUCUCCGAGGCUUGAAUGGCAUUACCCACUGGUGGAUGGACCUGAGUGGUGGGCUACACUGAUCGGACCUGAUUCUGACAAUACCUGUGCUUACAUCACACAUAUCAAGUGCGAAAUCACUCCUUGUCACGGUUUUUACAUGAAAGGUGCUUUUGCCUAGGUAGGUAUGUUGCAUGAUGGAGGAAACCGGCCGGGAACUCUGAGAAUGAUGGCGUGGUCGGCAUAGGUAUCGAAUGGGAAACCGUACCUGAAAAACAUGGUGACAUGGUUAACUGUUUCAGAGUGGGAUAUGAUGGUAUAC
Molecule: messenger RNA, 1513 nt
Organism: Tricharina praecox
Lineage: Eukaryota; Fungi; Ascomycota; Pezizomycetes; Pezizales; Pyronemataceae
Exons: 4
Coding region: 155-1372 (405 amino acids)
Source: RefSeq, a predicted model, not a curated record